Messenger RNA from Dovyalis caffra, 1449 nucleotides. NCBI's taxonomy places the organism in Eukaryota, Viridiplantae, Streptophyta, Magnoliopsida, Malpighiales, Salicaceae. The record is from the annotation of a GenBank genome assembly.
AUGAAGAAAUCGGAGCUGGUUUUUGUCCCUUCACCAGGUGUUGGUCACCUUGUACCAGCAGUGGAGAUUGCAAAACUCAUGGUUAACCGUGAUGACAGACUCUCCAUAACUGUUCUUGUCAUGAAACAUCCACCGUUAGACACCAAGAUAAACGAGUAUAUCAAAUCAGUCUCUGCCUCGAUAUCCGAUCAUAUCCGCUUCGUUUACCUUCCUAGUGAGGAGCAAACUAAUUCUGGCAUCAACUUCCUUAGUUUAUUCAUUGAGAGCCAGAAACCCCAUGUUAAAAAUGUUGUCUCCAAGCUUGUUCAGUCUGAAUCAAGCUCUGAGUCGCCUCAACUUGCUGGAUUUGUUGUUGGCAUGUUUUGUACAACAAUGAUAGACGUGGCAGACGAAUUUGGUGUUCCUUCAUAUAUUUUCUUCGCAUCAAGUGCAGUUGCUCUCAGUCUUAUGCUUUAUAUGCAGGCUCUUAAUGACGAGAAGAACGUGGACACUACCGAGUUUAAGGACUCAGAUGCUGAGUUCAUGUUGCCGGGCAUCAUUAACCCCGUUCCUGCAAAGGUUUUGCCUUCUGUAGUGUUUAAUAAAGACUGGCAUCCUAUUUACUUCGGCAAUGCAAGAAGGUUUAAAGAAGCAGAAGGUAUUAUGAUAAAUACAUUUUUGGAGCUUGAAUCCCAUGUGAUCAACGUCUUUUCUGAUGGCAAAACCCCUCCUUUGUAUCCCAUUGGUCCUAUUUUGAAUCUUAAAGGCGAUGGCCAUGAUGUGGGUUCAGCUGAGACCAACAAAAACAAGGACAUCAUGGAAUGGCUUGAUGGUCAACCUCCAUCAUCAGUGGUUUUCCUAUGCUUCGGGAGCAUGGGAAGCUUUGGGGAGGAACAAGUAAAAGAGAUUGCAUGUGCGUUGGAGCAAAGUGGGUACAGGUUCUUGUGGUCUCUGCGUCAACCUCCACCGAAGGGUAAGAUGGGAUUCCCCAGUGAUUAUGCCAGUCCAGAGGAAGCCUUGCCCAUCGGAUUCUUAGAUCGGAUGGCUGAGAUUGGAAAGGUUAUUGGUUGGGCUCCACAAGUGGCCAUUUUAUCUCAUCCAGCUAUUGGCGGUUUCGUAUCACAUUGUGGGUGGAAUUCAAUACUAGAGAGCCUAUGGUUUGGGGUUCCAAUUGCUGCGUGGCCAUUGUUUUCAGAGCAACAACUAAAUGCCUUCGAGAUGAUGAUUGAACUAGGAUUAGCAGUGGAGAUUAAGAUGGAUUAUAGGAAAGAUUUUAGGGCUGAGAAUGAAAUGGUUGUGAGUGGUGAUAUUAUAGAGAAAGGAAUAAGGAGUGUUAUGGAGCAGGAUAGCGAAAUAAGAAAGAAGGUGAAGGCCAUGAGUGAAGUGAGCAAGAAGGCUUUGCUAGAUGGUGGAUCUUCACACUCUUCCAUCGGUCGCCUAAUUGAAGAUGUGCUGAACCACAUGAAAUGA